Molecule: messenger RNA, 558 nt
Organism: Trichomonas vaginalis G3
Lineage: Eukaryota; Parabasalia; Trichomonadida; Trichomonadidae
Exons: 1
Coding region: 1-558 (185 amino acids)
Source: RefSeq, a predicted model, not a curated record
AUGAGUCAUGAAGGGAGAAACAAUCAAAAAGCAGAUUUGCCACUUAAUGCAAAUAGUGCUGUAGAGAUGAUGCAGAAAAUGCAUGGAGAAUUGAUUAAACUAAAACCAAAUAUGUAUAAAUGCAUUCAAAACGCAACAGAUUAUAAGAAACCUGGAAUGAAAAAGGGCCUUAAUACACUUGGUGAUGUUGAUGAAGAAAUUUACAACUAUGCUUCCUGCUUCAGAGAUUGCUUAUCCCAAAUUGAAGCUUUCAUGCAUGAUGUAAUGUUGACAAAAAUGGAACAGGGAACUGAUUAUGAAAACUAUGAACGCUUCUGUCAAGGAAUAGACAGUACUAGAGCAAAAUUAGUUGGAAUGAUUGCUGAAAUAUACGAAUUUCAAAAAGAGCAAGAUAUACAAAGAGGGCAAGAGGAAUAUAUUGUAAAGUCUCUAUUAAACAAGCACAGGGAACUCCAAAAGGAAAAUAUUGAUUACAUCAUCAAGCAGAUGGAUACUGUUAGAAGAUUCUAUAUCCAGUUGUGUAUGCCAAUUUCUAGUCAGAAGUGUCGUAUCCAGUAA